UUUAUUGAGUAGCUCCUCGGCCAAUGAGCGAACAGUGCCGGGAAAUACAGCAGUGGAACUGCACCGGUCCUGAUGCUUGUGCUGAUUUCAGUGUGUUAGAACAAUGUUAAUCUGUGUGAGUGUUUCCUCUCCUCCCUGCCUGAUCUGAGUGCACGUCAGCAGCACCUUGAGCCAAGAAAAGUCUUGUUUGAGAGUGUCUGCUUCUUGGACAGAGACACCCCCCCCAGGUGAAACUGGCACCUUCCAGCUCUGGGGGUUUUUGAGAUGUCUUUUGAGAGUGGGAUGAACCAAAGUGCAGAUUGUUAAGAUUAUUUUUUCUUCUUCCUCCUGCAUAUCUGACCCUGUUCUCUGCUUCCACUCGUUUAGGAAGCAGCACAUCUCUCUUCACAAGGGACGCUGCGCCUAGUCUUUGACAAUGAAGUUCAACUUGUUCAGAGGGGCACAGGCUGUGGCCGCCCCCGAGCCCACCGGUGUCACCACCGAAACGAUGGCUCCCACCCCGGCUGUCAUCGCCACCACGGUGCUGGACACCUCCGGCUCCGGCAACAACACAGAGAUCAGCAAGAACGACAUGUUCGAGGAGAUCAAGAGCAAAUUCUUGAAUGAAAUUGAUAAAAUCCCGCUGCCUCCGUGGGCUCUGAUCGCCAUCGCUGUGGUGGCUGCGUUGCUCAUCCUCACCUGCUGCUUCUGCAUAAUCAAAAAAUGCUGCUGCAAGAAGAAGAAGAACAAGAAAGGGAAGAAGGGCAAAGACGGCUUCAACAUGAAGAACAUGCAGGGCGAGAUUCACCAGGACGACGAGGAUGACGACGAGGGAGAAACCGGGCUGACGGAGGAGGAGAAAGAGGAGGAAGAGAAAGAGGAGGAGAAACUGGGGAAACUGCAAUAUUCUAUAGAUUUUGACUUUGAAAAUGCAAAGCUCACAGUUGGCAUCCUUCAAGCUGCGGACCUCAUAUCCAUGGACUCAGGUGGAACGUCCGAUCCUUACGUUAAAGUGCAGCUGCUACCUGAGAAGAAGAAGAAGUUUGACACCAAAGUCCACAAGAAGACACUGAACCCCGUCUUCAAUGAGACAUUUGUAUUCAAGGUUCCCUACGAGGAGCUCGGUGGGAAGACUCUGCUGAUGUCUGUUUAUGACUACGACCGAUUUUCCAAACACGACGUCAUUGGAGAGGUGAAGAUUCCCAUGAACACCAUCGACCUCGGGCGGCCGAUCGAGGAGUGGAAGGACCUGGAGAGCGCAGAUCAAGAGGAGCCUGAGAAACUGGGAGACAUCUGCAUCUCCCUCCGUUACGUCCCCACCGCCGGGAAACUCACCGUCUGCAUCCUGGAGGCAAAGAACCUGAAGAAGAUGGACGCCUGUGGAUUAUCUGAUCCUUAUGUGAAGAUCCAGCUGCUGCAGGGCGGCAAACGCCUGAAGAAAAAGAAGACCACAGUGAAGAAAAACACCCUAAACCCAUACUAUAACGAAUCCUUCAGCUUUGAAAUCCCCCUGGAACAGAUGCAGAAAAUCUUGGUGGCGGUCACAGUGUUUGAUUACGACAAGAUCGGUAAGAACGACGCCAUCGGAAAGAUCUUCGUGGGCAGUAAGGCGACCGGUCUGGGUCUGAAGCACUGGUCCGACAUGCUGGCUAACCCGCGCCGCCCCAUCGCCCAGUGGCAUCCAUUGCAGCCGGAGGAGGAUAUCGACGGCCAGCUGGCGUCCUUGAAUGCAAAGAAGUAACGUGCUCCACCAACCAGCUAAUGCACUAACUCAGAAAUCCAACACCCCCCCAACCCCACCCCCUACUUUGCAUGAAACCCAUGACUUAACACAUGACUUCAGGUCAUGAAACCUGCUCAGCAAAAAAGAGACAUCUUAGAAUAAUCCGCUCAUUCAUGGUUAAGUCGAGAAAAAACUCUUUUUAAGCAUCACAUCUCACACAUUUAGUGUAUGCUGAGGAGAAUGGCGUUGAGUUACCGGGUGACUGGUUCAUGAAUGAUAGACUGUUUGGUCUUUCUUUCACUUGAAGAAAUUUAGAAACUGAUUCCUAGGGUGCUGACACUGAACGAAAGUCUUGGUGAAGACAAUGCUGGAAAUAAAGCUUUAGUUUAGUUUAUAGGGCAUGCUUUACUUACCUCCCCCCACUGCUCUGCAUUCACCACGCCCAGUAUUGUAUCUUGCUAAUAAGUGUGCUAUAACUUGCAGUAGUAUUGGGUUAUUUCCUGCAUAGAGUCUGUUUAAGUCUAUUAAUGCAAAAAUAUUUAAUUGAGGAUGAAUGAGGUCAAGGUCAAUGAAUGCAGCGCUCCAUGUUGCAAUAUGUUUUUUCAAGAUAAAUCUGCAUAAAUGAUUGUCUUCAUUACACAGUAAACAGUAUCGUCUGAUCUUAGUUGCUUGUUUUGUGUUGCCGUCAAAAGGCACGUCUAUGCAUUUAGGCUCAACACGCAUUUCUGUGUCUUCAGACAGAUCUAACGUAGGACAGGAGUACAAGGGUGCCUUUCCUGAUAGAAUCACAGUAAGCUUAAUCGUUUUAUUUUGAAGGGGAACUUUUGAGAGUCAUUCAAAAGUAGUCAGGGACACUGUGAAUGUGCCAUCUGAGCUGUGUUGACCACUUGGAUGUAAAACCUUACUUAUCUGUGGACAGAGUAAGGAUACGAGACGGCUUAUCAAUGAUGUUCAAAUCAAUUAUUUUAAAUACAGUGCCAUCUUGCUCAUUUUUCUUUUUAUUAUUACCAUAAAGCGGAUUACAUGUCUUUCUUUGACAAAUGUUGUAGUUUACCAAACAUACUGCAGUACACUUUAAUAGUUUCUGGAGAAACAACACAAGGAUUUCUGUCAAGAUGUUUUUAUAGAGAACUGAAUUUGAAAUGUAACAUGUAGCCGCACUUUUUAAGAGGACGUGGAUUCAUGUAGAGUUUGUAGAGUCUCAACAGAGCAAGUGUUACAUCAAAAACAUAUAAUACAAUAAACAUCUUGGACCAUUUUUGCUUGAACCAAAUAGAGCUGCAGAAUCUAGCAUGUAUCAUGCCUCGCAGUAUUUCAUGUCGUUUGGAGUCGCUCACUCGUCGGCCACAAGCUUUGUAAACCUGGAGCCAAAAAGCUGCAACAUGCUGAUGUUACAACCUCAUCGCAGACAUACUGUGUUAGACUGAUGUGCAGAGGAACGGACGCAAAGAAAGACCAGAAUUAUUCUAAUCUUAUAAGCAACUCAACGCCUUACUGUGAAGCUCAAAUGCUAUACUGAAUACUUUUCAAUGCCACUGAAUUUAUGGCAGUAAAAUUAUUUAUUUUGAGAGAAAUGUAUCUGAAAUCAUGUGGUUUAAAGACUGAAUUAUUUUGAAUGUUGUGUUUAAUUCACAAAAUAAAUUGACAUUAAAUUAUACUCAAGUUGCUGAAAUUCAAUCACCAGAUUUAGGAUAAAAGUAAAUAUAUUUAGGAGAUAUAUAAUAAAUAAAUUAAUAAAUAUUUACAGAGAGAAACAUUUUUAGGAUAAAGAAUAUAUAUUUUUUCGGAGGUAUAUAAUAAAUAAAUAAAUAAAUAUUUACAGAAAGAGAAAUUAUUAUUUGAUAAAGAAUUUAAAUGAAUCAAUCCCCAUAUUUACUAGAGGUGUCCAGAGAAUGUAUUAUCUGUAUCUGUAUUCAAAUAGAAAACCAGAAAUGUACAAAGUUAAUCCAAUAAAAUACAUAAAAUCAGGCAAUUAUUAUAUUUUCUAACCUUAUAUUUGUUGGCAAUGUAAUUUCCGUGCCUUCAAAGCAUCAAAUAUAUAAAAUAUUGGCCUAUGAUUAAUUUAAAAGUAUAUAUUUAUAUAUUUGACUAAAAAGUAGCUCAGAAUGAAAAACUGAAGUCUUUUGGAAUUUGGAAAUAGUUUUUGAAAAGAAAAAUAAAUAAUUAAUGUUUUCAAAAUUCAAAAAGAGUGGAACUAAACCUUAUUAAUUCAGAAAAAAAUGCUAAAGUAAAAUAUUAAAAUUCUUUGAUAUCAGUAGUAUUUCAGUCCCAACAUUAAGUAUUCAGUGGUGGUUCUAUUUCAUAAUCAGGCAUUCAGAUGAGUAUAAAACUCAAAUUAAUUCAGUCUUUCUUUGCUUCUGUAGGAAACCAUUUUGUCACCAGAAAUAAAAAUAAUUCUGCAGGCGGGUGAACAGCAGCACACUGAUUGGUCCAUGCACAGUACUACUUCUUCCUAUUGUUAACAUUAUGCAUCGCGCAAAUUUGUUAAUAGGCUACAGCAUGUAUUCACAAGAUGAUGUAAAUAGUAGCAUGUUUUAAAGAGGAACCAUAAUUAUAUUGUGUAUGUGUGUUUGUGUUCUGUGUCAUUUUUGAUAAUAAAACGGAGUAAAAAAAAGAGUAUGCACUGACUGCAAAGUGUAUGUAUUUUUGCUGAAUGGGACUGAAUGUAUGUCUGAAUAAUCCAUGUUCGGGUUCAUGGACUCCUUUAAUGGCCGGGGUUAAAGCAGGGUUGCUUUGUGUAUCACAUGUGACAAAAAAAUCCACUUAGUUUGCCAUAAAUCUGCAUGACUGUCUGGUUUCCUGUCAUCGUUUGUACGUGUCCUCUGUGCUGAAUCCAGUGUUACGAAACGCUUCAUACAAGUCAUGUAAUUACUGUUCAUUUCUGCUUGCACUUGUUAUACAGUGUGUGUUGGUCACUGACCAGUAAACUGUAUAUAUUUAAAGAAAAAAAAAAAGGAGAAUAUUUGCUGGCUCCUUGAUUUUCUAUCUCAGUGUACCGUAAGUGUUUCCUUCAUUUUCUCCUGCCAGAUGGGUGUCAAGUCUUAAGUUUAUUAAAUGUAGAUAAAGUGGACGACUUAA
Messenger RNA from Centropristis striata (black sea bass), 4780 nucleotides. RefSeq names its product synaptotagmin-2-like. Gene Ontology annotation, biological process: regulation of dopamine secretion; calcium ion-regulated exocytosis of neurotransmitter; synaptic vesicle endocytosis. Gene Ontology annotation, cellular component: synaptic vesicle membrane; axon; dense core granule. Bases 416 to 1720 code for a protein of 434 amino acids. The transcript is spliced from 9 exons. Lineage: Eukaryota; Metazoa; Chordata; Actinopteri; Perciformes; Serranidae. Gene Ontology annotation, molecular function: clathrin binding; calcium ion binding; syntaxin binding. The record is from RefSeq and is a predicted model, not a curated record.